CACUCAUGUAGUAGUAUACACCGAGUGUCAGCCACGUCAUUUGUAUUAAUUCUUCAAUGUUGUCUUCAAAUAUUUAGUUAGAAUUAGUGUUUAAAAACCUUAUUUUCGGCAGCAUAAAGUAGACAAUUGUUUGAUGGAAUAAGGAUUGCGUUACAAAUUAACUGUCACGUUAUUACAUUUAAGAGAAAUGAAUAUAUUUCGCUUAGCCGGUGAUUUGUCACACGUAGUGGCGAUAAUUAUACUAUUACUAAAGAUUUGGAAAACUCGCUCCUGCGCAGGAAUAUCUGGAAAAUCUCAAAUUCUGUUUGCAUUGGUUUAUUUAACGCGUUACUUGGAUUUAUUUACUACUUAUGUUAGCCUUUACAAUUCUGUGAUGAAGGUACUAUUCAUAUCGGCGUCUGGGACAACAUUAUAUUUAAUGUAUGGAAAAUUCAGAGGAACUUACGACCAUAAUCAUGAUACUUUUCGUAUUGAGUUCUUACUUGUCCCAUGUGGGUUGCUGUCGUUGACUAUUAAUCAUGAAUUUACUCUGAUGGAAAUUCUAUGGACAUUUUCAAUAUAUUUGGAAUCCGUAGCUAUUCUUCCACAGCUGUUUAUGGUUAGCAAAACCGGAGAAGCUGAAUCCAUUACUAGUCACUAUCUGUUUGCUCUUGGUUCAUAUCGUGCUCUUUAUUUAUUAAACUGGAUACAUCGGUACAUAGCAGAGACUCAUUAUGAUCUGAUUGCUAUUUUUGCCGGAAUAGUACAAACUAUUUUAUACUGCGAUUUCUUUUAUUUAUAUAUAACUAAAGUACUAAAAGGAAAGAAGUUGCAAUUACCGGCAUAAAACUUGGAAUAUCUCAGCAUUUUGAGUGUUAAAUAGAAUUAAUAGAUUUCCAAAUGUAAUAACUUUUAAUUAUUUAAGAGUGCAUUUUAAUAUUCUAUCUAUAACUUUUCGAAGUUUAAAAAUGUAAUAAUACUUUUAUGUUCUCCAUAACGGUUAAUUUUAGUAGUGUAAAGAUAUAUUACCUGGAUUCAAUAUCACUUGUGAAAUAAUUUAAUAAACCUAAGUCUACAUCUUG
Bactrocera tryoni is the source of this 1061-nucleotide messenger RNA. It is a transcript of the gene KdelR, whose product is annotated as ER lumen protein-retaining receptor. The coding region runs from base 188 to 826 and encodes 212 amino acids. Gene Ontology annotation, molecular function: ER lumen protein retrieval receptor activity. The record is from RefSeq and is a predicted model, not a curated record. The transcript has a single exon. Gene Ontology annotation, cellular component: cis-Golgi network; endoplasmic reticulum; membrane. Lineage: Eukaryota; Metazoa; Arthropoda; Insecta; Diptera; Tephritidae. Gene Ontology annotation, biological process: endoplasmic reticulum to Golgi vesicle-mediated transport; protein retention in ER lumen.